GAGCAGUGGGAGUCCACAAAACGAGCUCAGGCUUCAGGCUGACGGCGGUCGCGUGACUGCAUAUGCUGUCCUGCGGCGGACACCGAGCGAAUACACGCCAGGGAAGGCUUUAUGUUCCACGGCUAGGACUGCAAGAAGCAUCGAGAACAUGGGUGUGGAAGUAGAAACAAUAUCUCCUGGUGAUGGAAGCACAUUUCCAAAGAAGGGUCAGACCUGUGUUGUUCAUUACAUAGGUAUGCUGCAGAAUGGGAAAAAGUUUGACUCGUCCCGAGACAGAAACAAGCCCUUCAAGUUCAAGAUUGGACGAAGCGAGGUCAUUAAAGGCUGGGAAGAAGGUGUGGCUCAGAUGAGCCUGGGCCAGCGGGUGAAGCUCACGUGCACACCAGACAUGGCCUACGGCGCGACGGGCCACCCCGGGGUCAUCCCCCCCAACGCCACACUCAUUUUUGAUGUAGAACUUCUCAAACUGGAGUAAAAGCAAGACGGCUAAACAAGUUCACAGUUUGGGGCUUGGAGGGAGCUUGGACCCUCCUCUUGCCUCCUCUUCCUUCCUCCCUGCCAUCCCUCUCCUCUUCAGUUUUUUAUUUAAAAGCAUAUACAUGGUGGCCAUCUUUUAGCAAUAUUUACCAUGGCAUGCUAUUUGGUGUUGCUUAGAGCUGUAGAUUUUGUCAAAAGUGAAAAGGAAAAGGUGUACUACUGUAUACUACAAUCAAAAAACAUGCACACACUGCCUUACAGUGUUACCAACAGAACAAAAGCACAUGAAAAGUCCCAAUAUUUCUGCUGUGCAUCCUGACCGGGCAUUUUUACUAUAUAUAUAUAUAUAUAUAUAUAUAUAUAUGUAUAUAUAUAUAUAUAUAUAUAUACUGUAUGUAUAUGUAUAUAUAUAUAUAUAUAUAUAUAUAUAUAUAUAUAUAUAUAUAUAUAUAUAUAUAUAUAUAUAUAUACAUACAGUAUAUGUCUGCAUCGCCACUUUAAUGAUCAGGGUUUGUCCUGCUGAAUGCACCUGCUAAAUAUAUAUUUGUAACACUCAUUAAAAAGCAGUUACAGUA
This is a messenger RNA of Nerophis ophidion (straightnose pipefish), 1052 nucleotides long. It is a transcript of the gene fkbp1b, whose product is annotated as FKBP prolyl isomerase 1B. Bases 149 to 475 code for a protein of 108 amino acids. The transcript has 4 exons. The record is from RefSeq and is a predicted model, not a curated record. Lineage: Eukaryota; Metazoa; Chordata; Actinopteri; Syngnathiformes; Syngnathidae. Gene Ontology annotation, molecular function: peptidyl-prolyl cis-trans isomerase activity.